ACACUGCAGGCAUUGUUCCAAGUACUCAUGACAGUAGUUAUUAUGGAAGAAUGAUACUCUAUGAUUUUGCUGGUAAUUCCGAGUACUACUCCUCACACGCUGCAAUCAUGGAGUCAAUCAACACAUCGAAAGGAAGUAAUAUAUAUUUGAUAAUUUGUGAUUUGAGUAAAGGCGAAGAAGUUGCUGUCACUAAAUACAGCUAUUGGCUUUCAUUUCUAUCAUACAAUAUUAAACAAUUCUCAAACACAAUUAUCCUACCAGUGGGAAGCCAUGCUGAUGUCAUUAAUGUAACGUCAAUGGAACGAGUAUUAUAUGUGCUUGACAGUAUAUCUCAAAAGUUUUGUAGCAAGAUUGAUGAUUUUAUAUAGAACAAAGUAUUGCUCUUGAUUGUCGUAAACGAGGGGCUGUAGUGAAUGACAUAAAGAAACUUACAAAGCACUCGAGAUUCUCGAAAAAUGUAUCCUCCAUCGGACUUUCUCCAGAGACGAGUGUUCUCUUGGGAUUGUUGAAAAAAGACUUUGAACACAUUCCUUGCAAAGUGAGCCUGCUCAUCUCUCGCAUAGAAGAUACUCGAAUUCCGCUGCCACUAAAUUCUUCAUUACUAUAUACUCUCAUAAGAGAGUUACAUGAUUUGGGUCUACUAAUGGUGAUAGAGAGAGAAGGGGACUCCAUUGAGAACCACAUAAUCAUUCUCAAGAUAUCAAUAUUCACAUCAGAUGUGCACAAAAAACUCUUUUCAGAGUCUGCUAGAGCUGACCUCACCAAGGACAUUGAUCCACUCAAGUUCAGCAUAGGCAUUAUUCCAGAAUCACUACUGGAAAUAGUACUGCCAGAGCACAUCACUAAAGAAAGUCUACUUAAGCUGCAGUACUGUCACGAAAUUGAGAAUUUGUACGUGGAAGAGGACCACACUCUUUCUCAACUCACUAUAGGCCAGUCCCAACAAACACUGCCAAUACAGAGAAAUUUCAUUUAUUUUUUCCUGCUUUAUGUGAUCUCAAGCUCGGCGAAAUUCAAUGGCCAAAAUCCGAAGGUGAUAUGAUUACUUUAGGAUGGUAUGCUAAAUGUGAUGGUGACAGAUUCGACUAUUUCCCAACAAGAUUUCUCCAUGUGCUUAUUGUUCACCUCUCUCACAACUUCGCAUUAAAACAAAACCUGCCAACAAGUCACAGACCCUCUUUAGUAAGUGAGUCUUCUAGUAAUAAUAGUUUUUUGAUUGCGGAGGUAUGUGCUGCCAAUCCUCGCUGUCGUGUCUGGUCAACUGGUCUGCAUUGGCUUAUGAAGAAUGGAGUGGAGGUAUUUGUCGAUAUGCCUAAAGACGCUGAUAGUAAAGAUCUGAUUGUACUAGCAAGAAGUGACAUUGAAGAUAAAGUUGAAUGUUCCAACACUCUGCAACUAGUUAUUCAGAAGGUAGUCGAAAUUAAAGUUGAAUUCUGUGCUAGCAUAGUGCCAACUGUUUACCUUCUUGAUCCGAGCAACCUUAAGGAUGAACCUUUUACGAAUGCUAGCAAUGCACCUAAAUAUGCUCUAAUCGAUAUCGAAAAGGCACUAGCAGAAGGCACUAAGCGAGUCGUGGACAAUAAAGGACGAUGCUUCUCCUCUCCGAUCAAAGAUUGGAUCAGCCCAAUAUCUUACUGGAAAUUGUUGUUUCCGAUGGAUACCUUCUUGGUUCGUUCUGCUUUGAAAAAAGUAUUAGCUCAAUGGAAACCGCUAGGACUAAAUCUUUUAAUUUCCUGGAUUAAACUAGAUAACAUUGACAAUGAAGCAUCCUUUCCUGAUGGCAUUGCUAAGAAAAAGAAGUAAUUCAACUGUGGAUGUCACAAGAACCCACCUGGAUAGUGUUGGUAGACACUCUCAGUCAACCUUCAAUUGGAUUGUCCCAGAAAGCAAGUCAAAUCUCAGUAGAACACAAUGUGCCUCUACAAGAGAAAAUCCUCUGCGAAAACAAUUCAUCCCUCCGUCCUGACGAGGACUUUCUCCAAUCAUUUGCUGCCAUCAUUGGCUCUCGAUGGCAGUGUCUUGCUUCUCCCCUCUCCCUCACUUCUGAAGACAUUGUGAGCAUCAAGAGAGAGACAACCAGACAAGCACUUGUCAUGCUACAGAAGUGGGCAGCCAGGGAGACGGCAACUUAUGGUCAGUUGAGAGAGAAACUCUGUACACUCUUCGUGUUUCAUAUUUGAGAAAAGUUAAUUCAUUUAUCACAGCAGAAAUUUUAGCUAUACGUUCCAUAUUCAUGCAAUGGCGGCCUUUUAAAGCUAAUGGACGUAGCUAUACAUU
Messenger RNA from Halichondria panicea, 2277 nucleotides. RefSeq lists its product as uncharacterized. Bases 1039 to 1803 code for a protein of 254 amino acids. The transcript is spliced from 3 exons. NCBI's taxonomy places the organism in Eukaryota, Metazoa, Porifera, Demospongiae, Suberitida, Halichondriidae. The record is from RefSeq and is a predicted model, not a curated record.